Messenger RNA from Indicator indicator, 1035 nucleotides. RefSeq names its product sterile alpha motif domain containing 12 (gene SAMD12). Gene Ontology annotation, biological process: cell surface receptor protein tyrosine kinase signaling pathway. Lineage: Eukaryota; Metazoa; Chordata; Aves; Piciformes; Indicatoridae. The coding region runs from base 1 to 1035 and encodes 344 amino acids. Gene Ontology annotation, molecular function: protein binding. Gene Ontology annotation, cellular component: cytoplasmic side of plasma membrane. The transcript is spliced from 7 exons. The record is from RefSeq and is a predicted model, not a curated record.
AUGGCUGGAGAGCAGCAGUCAGAAGCUCAGAGUAAGCAGGAUAGCCAGGGGGUGUCAAAGUUGCAGGAAGGUGCAGGUUGUUCAGCUGCUAUCCAUUGCAACCUGAAUCCAAGUGGUAUUGAUCACCCUGUCCCCACAGAAGGUAUUAGUCUGCAACUCGAAGGGGAAGGAGUUGAAUCGCCUUCUGUUAAGAAUACUGGUACUCCAAAAGGGCCUGAGUCAAAAGAGACACCCAAGAGGCAACAGGUGGAGCAAGAAAUAUCUAAGGCCGGGACUGUAAAGUUGACCAAGCCUGUGGCAUUAUGGACCCAGCAGGAUGUCUGCAAAUGGCUGAAGAAACAUUGCCCUAAUCAGUAUCAAAUCUACAGUGAGUCAUUCAAACAGCAUGACAUAACUGGCCGUGCUUUGCUGAGACUUACUGACAAAAAGCUUGAACGAAUGGGCAUUGCCCAGGAAAGCCUGCGACAGCACAUUCUGCAGCAAGUCCUUCAGCUGAAGGUUAGAGAAGAAGUCCGAAACCUCCAGCUGCUUACACAAGAUCUCUACUUAAACAUGGAGCAUGGUUUUUUGCGAGUCAUAGAAAAGCAGCCAGCCCUUACAGCCCAUCAAGAAGUGGAGGGAGAAAAGGAAAGGACACAACAGGAGCUCCAGCUAACUUGUGGAAUGAGCAUGGUAGAGCACGAGGAUGGAAAUGCCUUUGUCCAAGAUACAGCCUCUGUCUCUCAACUGCUUCCCUCCGUUAGUGGCAGUAGGGUCUGUUCCCCCUGGUACGUUCCCCGUGCCCCGGGGCCGUUCCAGCACGGCGGCGCCGCUCUCAGCAGGGGGCAGCAACAGCAGCAGCGGGCAGCAGCAGCAGCAGCGGAGGCACCGCUGGCAGAAGGCCAGCCCGGCCCGGGCCGCGCCGCCCCGGCCAGGGGCUGCAGGCUGCACCGGGAGGGGGACAGCAGGCGAGAGCUGGCUGGGCUGGACAAGAACCGCAAAGGAUCCCAGAAGCUGGACCAGGCCUUCCUAGAUCUCGGCCUAGCGGGGCGCUGA